Trypanosoma conorhini is the source of this 1824-nucleotide messenger RNA. RefSeq names its product putative tRNA pseudouridine synthase A-like protein. Gene Ontology annotation, molecular function: RNA binding; pseudouridine synthase activity. The transcript has a single exon. Gene Ontology annotation, biological process: tRNA pseudouridine synthesis. The coding region runs from base 1 to 1824 and encodes 607 amino acids. Lineage: Eukaryota; Euglenozoa; Kinetoplastea; Trypanosomatida; Trypanosomatidae. The record is from RefSeq and is a predicted model, not a curated record.
AUGUGGAUUGUGGCUGCGUGCGUCCGCACAGCACCACGAGUCGCUCCCGCCUCUCUGCUGCGCAGGCUCGCUUCCGCAGGGAGCACCCCAGACUUUCCCCCUCCGCCUCUCCGCGGCCUCGCUGUCGCCGUGGGCAGCCGACGAGGCUUCGGCGGUAGGUCGAAGGACGGCGAGGAGGGGAGUGGGGAUGCGGUGGAGCGCGUAGAGGGAGAGUCGGUGCCAGGGCAAACUUCAUGGGGCAGCCGCAAGUGGCGCAAAGAGGGGCAGCAGGAACAACAACAACAGCGCGCUGCGACAGACGCCAUAGCGCAGCUUUUUCAGGACAGCGCACAGCGAAAGGCAUUUCAGCAGGCGCCGGGCAGAACGCUUUCUGCGCAGACCACCACCACCGUCAUCACAACUACGCCUGAGGAGGACGAAGUGGGCAGUUUGCAGAAUCUCUUGGGAGGUGAAGGAGCAUCCUCUUCUCUUGUUGGGGUGGAAGCCGUGGAGCAGGAGUUGUUGGAUGAUGCCUUUUUGUAUUUCCCUCCUGCAAGUCGUGCGGACGGGCACGCAGAAACAGUGGCAGCCGGAGAUGCGUACGUUCCAGGCCAGCAGAUCAUUCCGCCGGGAAGCACGCGUUAUCGUGUCGACGUGCAGUAUCAAGGCAGCGACUUUGAUGGGUGGUGGAAAAGCACCUCACGCCAGUUGUAUCGACGGGAAACAGCACCAGACGGAACUAUUCGGCGUGUCCCUCUUACGGCGGAGGCCAACGACCCAGCAAACUCUUCCGCGGAGAAAACAAUGGGCAGUCGAUAUCAUGCUCGAACCGUCCUGGAGGAGGCACUGGCAGUGGCGCUCGACGUGCACAGUGUCAAGGUGGUUGCAGGUGUUAUUCCCGAAGCCGGGGUGUCCGUUCGGCGUCUCUGCUGUCACUUAGAUGUGCCGAGUCACAUUGAAUUACAACCACGCACAAUCAUUCAGCGAGCCACGAUGUGGUUAGAGAAGCGGCAGCAACCGCUUGCUAUCCUUAGCUGUCAGCGGUGCAAAAACCAAGAUUUUCAUGCACGCCAUAGCGGCCUGAGGCGCGUGUAUGUGUACCGCAUUCUUAAUCGCGUCGCACCGCCGCUUUUUGAUGCCGGUUUGCAGUGGCACGUGGACCGUCACUUGGAUGUUCCCCGCAUGCAACGCUUCUCCAAGGCGUUGGAGGGAACGAAAGAUUUUGGCUACUUUGCAGAUCCCAAGAUGGCCAAUGCCCUUCGUCGAGCGGCACUCAGUCCCUCUGGACUGUCUACGGGAGCUGUCUUGGAUGAGCAUUACCAACCGACUGCCACCGGCGAGUCGCCGCGAGCCACACGCGGGAAGGCGCCGAAGGUGAUGAUAGAAAAAGGUUCCAGCAACUUGGCACGCGCGGCUGCACUUCCAACGUUCAACGAGUAUGGUCAGCGUGUUGUGCAGCCGGGUGCCCAUGCCAAGGAGUACUAUCGUGCUUCCACCAACCUGCCGACAGUCCGCACCAUUGACCGCCUGGAGGUGGUACGGCAAGAUGACGAGGUACUGAUUUGGUUCGUUGGCAAGUCUUUUCUGCGCCACCAGAUCCGCAACAUGGUGAGUCUCUUGAAGGCGGCCGGUCACGGUCUUUGGGAUGAGCUUGAGCUACAACAGGCCCUGCAGAGCGGCUUUGAACCGUCGCGGCAUCGGUUCAAGCGGGAGCGAUUCCCGCCCGCCCCGGUUUACGGACUGACACUCUGGGACGUUGAGUACCCGGCGCAGCACCGUGACGAUUACGUGUCGUACGUUGACUCCGGGCCGUACGAGGAGGUUAACAUCGCGCGUGACAUCUGA